AAACUGAUAUUUAGUCAGUUAGUGGACGCAGAGUGAUGUGGUCAUACAAAUCAUUGCUUUCUCAAAGAAAUUGUUUCUUUUUAUUUUGUUAAAAAAGAAAAAGAAAAAAUAAUUUAUCAGCCGUCGUUGUCGUUCUCUGUUUCAGUUCGAAAAGAAGUUAAAUUCAAAUUUCAUUGAUAAAUUAAUAAAUUUGUUUUGUAAUUUUCUUCUGUUCGUUUUCGAUUUCCAUUCAAAGUGUAAAUGCACUAAGUGAAGUCAACGCAACAGCGGGAUAAUAAUAAUAAAAAAAGUUAAAUCUCCAGAAAAUACGCAAAGAUUGUUAUUGAAUUCAGGUCUUUGGAAUGUUAAUGACAAGCCCGACAAAAUAUACUGUGCAGGAAAUUGAAGUGUCAGUUGUAAUUGUGAAUUUAGAUUUGGGGAGUUUUCUCCCCCAAAUUGUUAAAAUCGCCGAUAAUUUGAUAGCAGACGAAAAUUGAAGAAAAAAAAAAUUAUUGAAAAACGUGUCGGUACACAAGUGCUGGAAGAAUUGAAAUAAAAAUAAAAAUAAAAAAAUCAUUGGGCGAAUAGUGAAUAAUGGCUUCAUUUAUGUAUACAGUAUUUUCGAUGGCUCAAGUAGCCUCGUUACAUUGUUCCGUACGGCGGGAGAUCUCGCCGUGUACAUGUGCUCCACAUGAAUAUUCAACGGACACGAUAUACGUUAAUUGCGAAGGAGUCGGUUCGUUCAAUCAAGUUUUCGAUGCAUUGCAAAAUAAACUGAAUCCGGAUUUGAACAUUUGGCUGAAGAUCACGCAUUCACAAUUGGAAGAUCUGGAGACAAGGACAUUCAACGAUAUGAACAUUAAGAUAAAGAAUCUAAAGCUAAACUACGAUCAAUUGAGUACGCUACCUGAAUCAUCAUUUCGAAAUCUUUCGCAAGUGGAAUAUCUUGGACUGUCGGAGAAUUUUCUGGAAGAAAUACCACGGCAUAUGUUAAACCAUAUGCCGUACGUGGCAACGCUUGAUUUGGGCAUUUGUCGAAUUCGACAAGUUUACUCGGAAGAUUUGCGCAUGUUAAAAUAUCUUCGACAUUUGGUGUUGGUGAGCAAUCAUUUAUCAAUGCUGGAAAAGGACUCAUUACCCAAGACGAUAAGUUAUUUGCACCUCGGCCGCAACAAUUUGACAUCGUUGAAUGGAACGUUGCGUGAAUUGCAGGACAUGGAGGUUUUGUUCGUAAACAACAAUCACUUGACGUCAUUGGAUGAUGAGCUGCCAUUAGGUUCGAAAAGAUUAAUGAUGAUCAUUGCCCAUCACAACGAAUUGGAACACCUGCCUCAAGAGUUUCGAAAUCUGUCACACUUGGACUCGUUGUACUUCAACGAUAACAAAUUGGUGGCAUUAGAUGGUGUCUUCAAGUAUGGAAGUAACAUUCAAGUGUUGUAUGCAUACAAGAAUAGAAUUGAGUAUCUGGCUGAAGACGAGUUUCUUGACGUUGAUCGAAUGGAGGUCCUAGACUUGGGCUACAAUUACAUCAAAUCGUUGAACGGAUCGCUACAACCUUUAAAAAGUUUGCGUCAAGCCAAUUUUACGAACAACUUAUUGGGGGAAUUUUCGUUAAACGACAUUCGAGGCCUGAAAUACUUGAAAGUAAUCGAUCUAUCGUACAAUCGUAUCGAAAAGUUGAGUGGCAAAAUGGAGAAUAUUGUUGAGCCGGACUCGUACAUCUUCGAAUUGCGUUUGGAGCAUAACUUGAUCAAGUCACUGGACGGCAGUAUGAUGGGUUUGAAUAAGUUACGAGUUUUAAGUUUGUCCCACAAUUUGUUACGAGUAAUUUCACCCGACGAUCUGAUCGGAUUGGAAGAAUUGGAAAUAUUGGAUAUAUCCCACAAUGAUUUGCAGACGCUAGAGGAAACAUCAAAGUCUUUCUUGCCGAAACUCGAAAAAUUGGACGCAUCCUUUAACAAUUUAACCAAAUUAGAGAAAGAUUUCCACGGACUUCCAGUCUUGUGUUUGGCCGAUCUAUCAAACAAUAGGAUAACUUCAAUAUCCCCGGAACUUGUCGCAAAAACACGAUGCAGCAACCACGGAGUCUUAAAUAAAUUAGAAAUUCUACUGCAAGAAAAUCCCAUACUCUGCCAGGAUGAAUUACCGGUUUUGAUAGCAAUGAUGGAAGCACAAGAAGCCCGACUAUUAGGAAUAGCUCAUUGCAUCAUACGACAAACAGAAAUCGCUCAGAGCUCACAAAUUUUCCUAACACCUCCGAUUCCACUGUUACCCAUGCUGAAAGCUCAAAUUCCAAUAAUACCCAACAAUAUAAUGCAUCCGUCACCGUCUAUCGUACAAGUGAUAAUGCCAGCUCCAAUAAUACUACAACCAGCUCCCGUUGAACAGACAACAGUGAUUUCAUCAACAAUACCUCCCUCAACAACACUAUCAACAUCGUCGUCGUCGACAUCAUCAACAACUGAAUUAUCACCAGUAACAACAGAAACACCAUUAACAACUACAAUACCACCCACAAGUACAAUAGCCACAUCUACCGAAUCAUCAGUCAGUGAAAUUGAGACGUUACCGGCAAUUGAUAUACGAUCAUCAAUUGAAGCAACGUCAACUCCAGCCGGUACACCCGUUGCAUCAUCGACGGUCGACACAGACAAUUCUGUGGAUGAAAACUUUUCACCCAUACCGCAAGUGCUAGGUCCGUCACCAGAUCGAGCACAACAACUGUUGGAACCGGAAGAACCGCCGGAAAUAUUUCAUGAUGAAAGUUUGCCGGCCAAGUGAACAGUGGAACGUGUGUGUGUUGAAAGGAGAUUGAGAGAAGGAAAUAGGAGAUCAAAAAGUUGUUAAAUUUUUGUUUGUUAAUUUUUUUUUUUUCAAAUAGCUAUGGAAAGAGGAAGAUAAAUUAAUUUUUAGAAUGAAAAAAGAAAAUGAAUAAUAAAUCAACUGAUUGGACACAAAAUAUGCAUCAUGUAGAUAAAUGAUUGAUUGUUUAGAUUUGAUUUAAAAAAAAAAAACUCAUAAAAUGCGACAGAUGCAUAGAUGGUUAACACUCUUUCGCUCUCAUAUAAAAAUAUCUCUAAUGUGUUAUGUAGAAUUCGUUUCGACACUCUGUUCUUUUCGUGUUGCUUUAUCGCAAGCAUGACCAAUUGAUUUCGAUCAACGAGUUUAAUUAUUAAAUGUAUAUCACACCAUGACUAUAAUGUAAUAAGAUGAGAUUUGACUCUCAAAAGUAAAAAUGAAAUUGAAGAGAAGAAAAAAAUAAUAAUUUUGAAAUGAUUUUAUUGCACCCGACAAAUUUUCUCAAAUUUUUAUAUUAGUUAGGUUUAUUAUUAUCUAUAUUAUGGAAGGCAUUUUUAGUCAGAAUAUAAAAUGUAACUAAAAUAUUGACAAAAUGAAAAACAUAUAACUUGGAGUACAAUAAGAUAUGAAUUUACCAUAUUUAAAUUGAGAGAACAAAAAAAAAACAAAUUUAAUUUAAGGAAUCAAUAAAAAUG
Molecule: messenger RNA, 3473 nt
Organism: Bradysia coprophila
Lineage: Eukaryota; Metazoa; Arthropoda; Insecta; Diptera; Sciaridae
Gene: ltl
Product: leucine-rich repeat-containing larval translucida
Molecular function (GO): protein binding
Source: RefSeq, a predicted model, not a curated record